Engraulis encrasicolus (European anchovy) is the source of this 569-nucleotide messenger RNA. Its product is annotated as chemokine-like protein TAFA-1. The transcript has 6 exons. The record is from RefSeq and is a predicted model, not a curated record. Gene Ontology annotation, biological process: neuroblast differentiation; regulation of neuroblast proliferation. Lineage: Eukaryota; Metazoa; Chordata; Actinopteri; Clupeiformes; Engraulidae. Gene Ontology annotation, molecular function: receptor ligand activity. The coding region runs from base 49 to 468 and encodes 139 amino acids.
ACAAGAGCAUCCCUUCAUCUAUCUGAACGGAGAACUCAGCCUCCUGCCAUGUCCUGGUUGGUGUCCUUGUGGAUUAGGCUGGGCUUGCUAUCCCUGUGCCAGGCCACCCUCUACGAGACCAUCCAGCAGCACCACGUGGCCCGGCCGGGACACAACGCCAUCACGCAGAUACUCGAAGGUGGGACGUGUGAAGUCAUCGCGGCCCACAGGUGUUGCAAUAAGAACCGCAUCGAGGAGCGGUCCCAGACAGUCAAGUGCUCCUGCCUGCCAGGCAAAGUGGCGGGGACUACGCGCAACAAGCCCUCCUGUGUAGACGCAUCCAUCGUGAUUGGGAAGUGGUGGUGCGAGAUGGAGCCAUGUCUGGAGGGAGAGGAGUGCAAGACGCUGCCCGACAACUCUGGAUGGAUGUGCUCCUCUGGGAACAAGAUCAAGACCACCAGGAACACCCAGCCAUACUCCCCAUUUUAGCUCCGGAAGCAAAAUGCAGGGGAUGAAACCAACUGAAAACAAGCUGCAUUCUUGCUUCCGUAAAGAGAGGGAGCCCUCCUUUGACUGCCUGUAGAGCCCCC